Colletotrichum costaricense is the source of this 1338-nucleotide messenger RNA. RefSeq lists its product as uncharacterized. NCBI's taxonomy places the organism in Eukaryota, Fungi, Ascomycota, Sordariomycetes, Glomerellales, Glomerellaceae. The record is from RefSeq and is a predicted model, not a curated record. Bases 1 to 1338 code for a protein of 445 amino acids. The transcript is spliced from 4 exons.
AUGCUUUGGAAAAAGUGCGAUCAACGCAAACCGGGAUGUCUCAAGUGCGAAAAAGGACAGAAGCCUUGUCCCGGCUAUCGGAACUUGACAGACCUUGUCUUUCGGGACGAGCGCCAACGAAUCAGGAAGAAGAUUGGAAAUGAAGCUGGCAGCUCGUCAAAGCCGAGGAAUCUGCCAAUCAACUACGCGUUGUGCCUCAACAUUGAAGAUAGGGCGGCCACCUUUUUCUUCACCCAAUACACCACUACUGGACCACCGUUCUGUGACUCGUACCAAUCAUGGCUUGCCAAGACAUAUCACGAAGAAUCUCCUGGCAACCUAGUCCGACAUAGCAUCCAAGCAGUCGGCAUGGCUGCUAUCUCAAAUAUCUCUAAUGCCCCCAAAAUAGUGCUGCGGGCCAAGGAGCGGUAUGGACAAGCACUAAAAGCUACUAAUGUAGCUCUGUAUGACCCUGAUCAAGCCACAGCAGAUACAACUCUCAUGGCAAUUCUUCUCCUUGGGCUAUUUGUUACGAUAAUGUUCGAAAGCUGGAAUGAUAGCCAUGCGUGGACGGCGCAUAUUGAGGGCGCAACAGCCCUAUUGCACCUUCGCGGCAAGGGCCAAUUCACUAGAGAGCUUGGAAUACAGCUCUACAUACAAUUCAGACAGCAAAUUCUCCAAGCCUGUAUGCAUCGAGGUGUUCCCGUACCCCCUGCCCUUGUGGAGAUUACCAUGCAAUUCGAAGCCAGCCGUCAAGGAACACAGUACAAUAGUCUACGUCCAGGGUCCUUAGCAGUACUAGGCUUUAGGCUCGUCAACCUUUCUGCAGCCAUGAACACACAACAAAUAACAGACGCCAACGCAAUCUACCGAACAGCGGUGGACAUUGACAGUGAUCUCAACGCCUGGGCGUCAAAAUCCUCGCAAUCUGAUCGGAAGUUCCACGAGAUUGAAGCAGAUGCAUCCAAGAAAGAAAAUAACUUCAACGGGAGAGAACAUGUGUAUAACAGUGUUUGGGGAGCACAAGUCUGGAACAACUGGCGGUCGUUGACGAUAGUGACAAACCGUAUUAUUCUCAACCAUGUCGACAAACAGAGCUUCGAGAACAACGAACUCAAAGAGAUAAUGCGGUUCCACAGCAUCUCGGUUAUCCACAGUCUUUCUGCUGAUAUAUGUACAUCUACACCUAGUCUAUCUGGUACCCCACGAGCACCUUCCAUGAUCUGGCCGUUGCACAUCGUCUCCCAAGAAGAACUAAAUGUACCAAAUGUACGAUCUUGGGCAGUCGAGCAACUAAUAGGUAUCAGAAAGUCGAUGGGCAUAAAGCAAGCUGCUGUUCUGGCAAACACGAUGGGCUGA